Molecule: messenger RNA, 1299 nt
Organism: Microplitis demolitor
Lineage: Eukaryota; Metazoa; Arthropoda; Insecta; Hymenoptera; Braconidae
Product: RING finger protein unkempt homolog
Exons: 4
Source: RefSeq, a predicted model, not a curated record
AUAGCAAUAGAAUAAGUUCCAAUAUUAACAAAAUCUGAAAAAUUAUAACACAAACAAAGUCUUGUGUUUGAUUAUAAUUUAAACGGUUCAUUGGGACACUCGUUAGCAUCAACGGUAUCAUCAAUUCCAAGUAGUUCAUUUUACCCAAAUGAUACUGUUGAAUCAGUAGUAGGUAACGCAUUAUACCAAUUGCAUUUAAACAACCAAUUAUGUCUAGUAGACUCAAUGCACCGAGACUCCAGCUCUCCAAAAUGCAAUUCAAUAUCUUCUGGUCUCGCGAGCUCUGGAUUACUCGGUAGUUCUGCGCCAGUUAAUAUUCCCGGUAUGGCUGAGCGCUCGGUUUUAUCUAAUUUUUCAUCUUCUACGUCCAGUCCACUGCAGCAUUUACAAUCCACUAGAUAUUCAACUGGAUCAAGAUUUUCCCAUCAAGAUCCAAUUGAAUCUCCGAUAUCAGUUUUAAGUCAUUCAGUAUCAGAUCUAUUUUUUAAUCACAUAUCUCAAUUAAGUAGCUCGACAUAAAAAACCAUCGGUUUCAAUAGUAGUCUAUUUAAUUUUGCAAAUCAAUUAUCGCCAUCGCGCACACAACCAUUAGGAGCAUCUCCACUUGAUAAUGCAUUUUCAAUAAGCCCUAGUAAUUCUGGAUCACUGUCAGAGGUUCAAAGGUUGAGAGAAGAGUUGACUUCUAUUCGCGUACAACUGGCUACUUGGGAUGAGAGGAUAAAUUAAGCACGUGCCACUUGCUCGGCUUGGCAAUUCGAGAGUGAAGAGGAUAAUAGAAAAGUCUCAGUCGCGGAACAAUAGCGAGAUGAGGCACUGAUGCAAGUGAAAGCACUAAAAAAUGAGAAUGAAGCAGCUUCUUUAAGUGGCAGUUUACAUAUUCAUUCAAUAAAACGUAUUACUAAUGAGGUAAGAAAUUUGUCAAUAAGCGUAUUAAAAUCCACUCAGUCACAGCUACGUCAAGAACUCAAGGAUGUUGAAAAAGUAAUUACUGUUAUUAUUAACUAUAAACAUUUAUGUCGCUACACUUCACUGCCGUUAUUUAUUUUCGAUCUACCAAUACAACCUUUAAGCUCUUCGUGAAUCUUGCAGCCAUAAUAUUUAAUAGCGCAGUCAUAAAAUAAAUUUUGACAAGAAAAACAUGAAAUUUUUUUUUUUUUGCUUAUUAACGAUCGAUGUUUGACAACGAUCUGUAUUUGCUCGUGCUCUCUUUUCCUUUAGAAUCUAUUUUAUAUUACUAUUAUAUCUGCCUACAUCUAAAUGUACUAUUGUAAUUUAUAAAUGAUUUACGAACUACAAUUU